Messenger RNA from Anthonomus grandis grandis, 1196 nucleotides. RefSeq lists its product as uncharacterized. Gene Ontology annotation, molecular function: sequence-specific DNA binding. Lineage: Eukaryota; Metazoa; Arthropoda; Insecta; Coleoptera; Curculionidae. The coding region runs from base 281 to 1132 and encodes 283 amino acids. The transcript is spliced from 2 exons. The record is from RefSeq and is a predicted model, not a curated record.
UAAAUGCAACCUGGUCUAAAAUAGAAAACUCAGAUUUAAUGACUUAUUCAGAUGAUGGUUAAUAGAAAAUACUUUCAUUUGAUUCACUUGUAAGAAGCAAUUUAAAUGGGAAGAGCAAAUGGGCCCGUUCUCAAUUUUUUUUUAUUUUACAAAUCGAAAGAAAAACACGUAUAAAGUAAAUUCCCAAAUUUUUAGAUUUUUAUUCCUACUCUUAACCCCUUAAAAAAAUUAACAAAGUUGCUCCACGCGAAAACGGGGCGGAGCUUUGGGUAACGUCACGAUGCAGGUGCGACCGCGCCACGGUAUCGGGAGACGGCCAGAAACAGUGGAAAUCGAAUUAACGUGUUUGUUUAGUCUGUUGCGAGUAUUCGUGUGGUGUUUUCUGUUCUGUAAUUUUUUUAAAUUUAAUUUCUGGUGUACCAUGAGUGACAAAAAAACUACGAGGAAAUAUUGUAUUGUACCUGAGUGUCCUAAUACCUCAAAAAAUGCCCCUGAGAAGCUAUUUAUAAACGUGCCUUCUGAUCCUACAGCUAGGAAGGUUUGGCAAAAAGCUAUGCGUCGAGAAGUUUUUGUUUCUGGUAAAUCACACGUUUAUUGUUGCGAGGAUCAUUUUGAUGUAAAAGAAGACAUAGAAAAUUAUAUGUAUUUAAAAACUAUGAAAAAAGGUAAUAUUCUUAUUAAGCCAAAUGUAGUACCGAGAUUUUUUGAUUGCCAAAAAAGUCGAGUAACAGCACAUAAAGCGAAACAGUCGAAGUUUUUACAAAAAAAAGAACAGCGGUCUUUGAUUCACAGUUUACUACUUCCUGGGACUUCUGCUGAAUUUGAGGAUGUUAAGCAGGAAGAUAACGUGACAAGCGAAACAGAACCGAAACAAAAAGAUGUAGGCAUUCAAGUUUUAUUUAAGGUGGAAAGUCCCAGCAAGGGAAUUCAAUGUAUGCCAGAUGAUUUGGUGCCAGUGGAAAAAGAGAAGAAAAAAAGAAAAUGUACAUUUAAGCAAAAUGAUUCGAAGAUCAUGCGGUUUGCUGAAAAAAAUAAUUCUAUCUCUAUUUCCACUAGUGGCUCUACGUCCACAUUUAGCUUAUCACAGCUAAGUAUGUCGGAUUCUGACAAUAUGCAAUAUAUGGAGAACUAAUAAUAAUAGUGUUUUAUUACAUUCAGGCAUCAAACAAAAUAGACCCUUUUUUAUAGCGGCGAAC